UUGGUCAGCCAGCCAGAUGUUUACGUGCCCACAGAAAAUCACUGUGUCUUUGAAGAGCGUCUCCUAAGCCGAGCUACUGUGAGCUCCCUGUCCGUCUGUAUGUCUGUAUGUGACAAUGUGCUCGCUGAUCGACUUGCUGUUGUUAUUCAAGGAUUGACGUGACGGCUCAUCCAGGCCUCCGCCAAAAGACAUGCCGGAAGGUUCCCUGAACGCUCCAGAUGAACAGCUGGCUGCUAAAGAAUCUUUCAGGAUUUCCACAACCUGGUCCCUGAGCAGCGGCAGCAGCAAUGACAGGUCGCCUACAGUCACGGCGUCCGUCAGCUCAGUGUCAGUCAGCACCGACCGCUCGGACAGCGACCGUCCAGUGAGCGUCAGUUCCUCCGGUUCUUCACAGGACGCGCGGAGCCUGUACGGGAGCAACGGAGCCCUGUCCGCCAGCGCGUAUCACAUAGAUUGUCCGCACAAGAUGGAGGAAGUGGACAUCAGGCAGUGCUCCAACACGGGCAAAGAACACGGGCCCUUCAAGCUCAACCGCAUGUGCAACAACAACAAUAAUUCGGUUAGCAGGCCCGGCACGGACGGAAACUUCCAGCAACUUCCGACGUCACCCAUAGCAACCAGGGCCAUGGUGCCCAACCCCAAGUUGUCCUAUGUGGACAGGGUGGUCAUGGAGAUCAUUGAGACGGAGCGGAUGUACGUGAGGGACUUGAGAAGCAUUGUUGAGGAUUACUUGGGUUGCAUCAUCGAUACUCCAGAUCUGCCCACACGACCUGAUCAAGUCUCCUCCCUCUUUGGCAACAUUGAGGAUAUCUACGAGUUUAAUAGUGACUUGCUCCAAGACCUUGAUAGUUGCAACCAUGACCCUGUCGCCGUUGCAAAAUGCUUUGUGGACAAGAGCCACUAUUUUGAGAUCUACACUCAAUACUGUACCAACUACCCCAACUCGGUGGCGGCCCUGACCGAAUGCAUGAGGAACAAGAUCCUCGCCAAGUUCUUCCGGGAACGGCAAGCCACGUUGAAACGAUCGCUUCCCCUGGGCUCGUAUCUACUGAAACCCGUCCAGAGGAUCCUGAAAUAUCAUCUCCUCCUGCAGGAAAUAGCCAAGCACUUUGACGACAACGCGGAGGGAUACGACGUGAUUGAGGAGGCGAUCGACACCAUGACGGGGGUGGCGUGGUAUAUCAAUGACAUGAAGAGAAAGCACGAGCACUCAGUUCGACUGCAGGAGGUUCAGAGUCUGCUGAUAAAUUGGAAAGGGCCAGAUCUGACGACGUACGGGGAGCUAGUCCUGGAAGGAACAUUCCGGAUUCACCGGGCGAAAAAUGAACGCACUUUAUUUUUAUUCGAUAAGGUCCUGCUGAUAACCAAAAAACGAGGGGAGCAUUUCAUCUACAAGAGCCACAUCACGUGCUCUAUGCUGAUGUUGAUUGAAAGCACCAGAGACUCUCUGUACUUCGGGCUGAUGCAUUACAAGAACUCGAAGCAGCAGCACACUGUUCAGGCAAAGACGGUGGAGGAGAAGAGGCUGUGGACCCAUCAUAUAAAGCGUCUGAUUCUGGAGAAUCACCAUGCAAUCAUUCCGCAGAAGGCCAAGGAAGCCAUCUUGGAAAUGGAUUCCUUCUACCCCUUUAAGUACCGUUACAGCCCAGAGCGAUUGAAGAAAUCCAUGUCUGCUCAAGAGGAGAUUGUGACUGGCCGCCAUGGUCGCAGGCAAUCGGAGCCAGCGAAACAGAUCUUGAGAUCUCUGACUCAGAAUGUUUCUCUGAAGCAUGCGGGCAGUGACGGGCAGCUUCUGGGUAAGGUGGACUCUCUGAGCUCCAUGGCAAGCAACAGCACCCUGAACUCCAGCAUAGGCGAGCGGCCUGACAAUGAGGAGGAGUUGGCACUGAGCAAGGAAUCUUUGGACCAGCUGCGGGCAAGCGAUUCAGAUGAGACGGCAAGAGGCACGGUGCUCGAGCAAGGAGCAGGGGAGCUGGAAGAGGAAGAUAUAAUGAUGGAGGGUGACCAGGUAGCGGACUUCGCCAGUACAUUACUGGCUGCCAUCUCGUGCUGGCACUAUAGGGCCAGGGCUUUGCUUUCUGCUAGAUUCUCCACGACUGAGAAUCCUUCGGACAUCCAGGAACCAAAGGGAUUUAAGCGACAGCACAGCGAGUCUUCAGGGAACCCAGAGAAACGUAUGAGUUUGGAUACCGGAAGUGACGUCACUGAAGAGGUUGCUGCUGACGUGGAGCCAGGACCUGGUGAAGAAAUGGUGAGUGACAUUUCCCAGUCUUCUCAAGUGAAGACCGUGGGUGAGGUAGAGCCCGUGCAGAACCCAGAGGAGCCCACGGAAGGGAACGAGGCUGCUGACAAAAUCGACCAUGAGAUAAGCCGGUCAGGAUCGGGCGUUGAAUCCACCAUGGACACAGCAGAAGAACACAAGCACUUCAGCAGCGAGGAGUCAUCUGACGAGGAAGAACAGGAGCGCCAUUCGCCGAGUAUCCUUCCGCCUUCGGUGUUGGACCAAGCCAGCUUCAUUGCAGGGCAUUUCAUGAACAAUCGAUCCAGGUGCAACAGCCUGGUGAUGGACGACAGCAGAUCCUUUGGCUGUCCGACCCCCAAACUGACCACCAGCAGGCGAAGUAGCAUUUCGAGCAUCGAAAACGCAGAGAAGCUGGUCCGGAACAGCAGUGCCUCCAAUGUGAACGACGCAUUCCUAGAAGCCUCUGCCGUGCAGUCCGUUAACAGCCAGGAGAGUCUCGUGGAUGACUCUAAUCAUAGUGGCCAAGGGGACUUGUUAUCAGAGAUCAGCCGAAAUAUCCGGAGGCGAAUGGAUUCCACUCUGUCCAGGCAGGACAGGCUCCUCAUUGAGAAGAUUAAGAGUUACUAUGAGCACGCGGAGCACGAAGACGCCGAUUUCAGCAUCCGAAGACGUGAGAGUUUGUCCUACAUCCCAACAGGUCUGGUCAGGAAUUCCAUCUUCAAAUUAAGCGUUCAAAACAAGGACAAAGACAAGGAUGAGAAUGUCCACGAAGCUCCAAUUAGGAGAUUGCUGUCCAGCUCAGGGCACACUGCCGCCAACCACAGCAAGUCCUCACCUCGUGUCUGGCUGGACACUUCAGACCCAUUCACCGAAAGGAGCUCCCGUUCCUCUUCUCCAGAACCAGGGAAUAUUUCAGACCCUCAACAGACGCAAUUAAACGAUCCCGCGCAAGGAAGCCCACCUUCGGAUGGUCUGAGACACGCAAUGGCAGAUCCCCAGGAGCAUGUUGCGGAGACCGAGUUCCGAUCUUCUGCGGAAAUGAUUAAAAUCUGGCAAAAGAUGGAGAAAAUGUCUGGCAGCGCAGACGGGACCCUGAGAAGGCAUAAGCUGAGAGAAGAGGUGCAGAGUUCAGCAUCGGAGGCUGAGGUCUCGGAAUGCCGAUCUCAAUUGCUGAAAGAAAAACAGGAAAUCGAAGACUCGGAACACUGCAUCAUAAAACACCUCAGCAACGGAAGAAUCAUAUUCGGUCUCGAUCUGAACGAGCCUCUGGUUAUCCUGGAAGAUAGUGACUUAAGUGCCAUAACAGAGGAGUCGCCUAUUUCGUCGCCGGCCAGAUCGGUUUAUGAAAGUGGGAACUACGAGCGACGGAGCGAUAGAUCCGAAGGCGAAGAGCGCAACGCGACAGGAGAGCCGGUUGUUCUCCAGGAACCGGCUCCGCCCUGCCGAGCACCACCGCACGUCCAACACAGUGAAAACACGGAACAAGAGAAAAAAGCCUCCCGACCGCAGGGUACAGGCUCCCAGGUCACUAGGAAGAAACAUGAACUUCCAACCCUGAGCGUACCAGCACAAGUCACUCCAGCACCAUCCAUGGCACAGAGUGAAGAGCUGCUGAGAGAGGUGGCGGAGAAGAUGAAGUCCAAGGUCUACCAGCUGGCCAGGAUCUACAGUCAGCGCAUUAAGAAAAACAAACCGGUGGUUAAAAAGCGGGUCCAGGAUGUCGAGGAUGACCCGAUAGAUAAUGAAGAGGAGAGGAGAACCGCAAUAGGGAGUCAGCAAAUCUUUCAGGAAGACAAGAGGCAAAUAGUUGCUGCAGAAAAGCCAAAGAUGACACUGUCUUUGCCUGUCUACGACCGGGUCAUUAUUCACGAACAGGAACCUUUGAUACCUGCCCUGGACCAAAGAGACAUCUUGCUGCCAAACAAGGAUUUCCUAGCGUUUCCGCUUUCCAGUAGUUCCAGCAGAACGUCUUCCCCUCGGCACUCCAUGGCCAGACCCCGGCUCCUCUCUCCUGUGGUCUCCCAGUCCAGGAGCCCCCUCAGCCCCACGGAGAUCGAAACCUUUGUGUGGCCAGAUGUGCGCGAGCUCCGCUCUAAGUACCUUUCCUCGGACUCCCAAACCUACACUUUGAAGACGGCCGGCGGAGUUGGUCAUUCCAAAUCGGGUAGAUUCACGAAGAGCACAUCCGUACCAAACGGGAUGCUGGAAAACAGUCAGACCCAUUCCAGCUCUGCCUGCAGGAGUGAACUGAGCCACUCUCCCACCACCUUAGUGCAGGUCCCCAACCGGGGAAGAGCAGCCUCGUCCAGUACAGUGGAACGAGGAACCAGGUCUCACUCCCUGAGCCAACCUCCCCAGCAGCUCAGGUGUGAAAGGUGCUGUCGGACACGCAUGUCCCGUUCGAGGACAGCGUCCCUGGAUAGUAGAAGCACCGAGCGAUGUUCUAGCUUGGACUGUAAGCAUUGUCACUUUACUUCCAGCAACCACUACAUUUCCUCAGAAAUAACUCUGCAAGAUGAUCAGAAGGGUGUCUUCAUGGAAAAUCUGCCUGAUGAUGAUGAUGAGGAGGAGGAGGAGGAGGCCGACCUGAGCAAUCAUAGGAAGGAGCAAACGGACGAUGACAACAGCUACGUCCAGAUCAGGUCUCCCACGUCCAGAGAAAAGAUCUCCAUUCGGGCGGUCAUCGAACGGUGCAAGGUCUACCAAGAGUCUGAGGAGUACAAGCUGAGGGAAGACGGUGAGAGCCAACCCAAGAGACAGGGCUCCUCUGUCCCAUUCAGUAAACACAGUGGCUCCAAAGGGCUGGAGAAGGUGGGCUUCUCGACGAAACAGGUGUCGGACCUGAGAAAGGAAACGAGUCAAAUCACGAGGAGCACAGAACUGGGCCAACAGGGCCUCGUGAAAAAUCUGAGAGACAGGUUUCAAAGCCUCAGUUCAGCCAGCAACAGCUGAGUGGCUUCAGCUUGCCUCGCACGUCAAGCACUGAACCUGGUUGAUUUUCUCACGUACUCUUUUUUUUGCUGUCGAGCCUCGUUGAUGAAGUGAUGGUAUAUUUUGGAUUCAGACGACUGGCCUGGAAUAUUGACCGACCAUACUUCCAUUGAGACGUCCAGCAACUGAGACUAGUAAAGGACAUUGCAAAUCGUAGCCAGGUUAUUUAAUAUUCUUGCACAGAUUUUUAUGUUUGUGCAUCCUCAUUGUUAAUUUAAAGUUUUUAAGUUAAACACUUGCCUUCGGUUGCUAACGGUCAGAGCGUCACCAGGUAACUUCAUCUGACUUCUUCAACCCAUUUCGACCCAUGGUGCUUCCAUGUACCAUUCAGACCUGCCUUGUUUUAGUCAGCUAGGUGUCUAACACACGCAGAAACCCAUUGCUGUGCUUCAACACUAUCCAAAACAAGUACUGGGAGUUCCACUUUUGUAGUUUCCGUUAGUUAGUCCACCAAGGGAUGCACCCCUGUCCACCUAAGCCUGGAGUGUUCAGGCGGAGAUUGGCAAGAGUCAAGGCUCGGGGACCCCAGAUGUGUGUGUGCUCAGGUACUGCCUUCGUCUUAACUUCUUCCAUCAGGGCAUUUUGGUUUCCCUGUACCAAGAUUUGAUUGCUUUCAAUUGGCUCUUCCUGGAGAGGGGAGGGGAGGUAGGGGGCGAUAGUGAGGCUGUAUAUUUGGUCUCGCUGGCAGGUUAGUGGAAAAUCAGAGUUCCCUAUUAUGAUUCCCCCAGUUUCUUACAAAAGUCUGUUUUGUGGAGGCAGGAAAAAGGACCUGGAUGAGGUUUGGUGACCUGCACCCACAGGUCUAUACAAAUUUGCAGGGCUAUCGGGAGAGAAAGAGCAAGUGGGAUUAGUUUGGACAGCUCUUUCAAAGAGCCGGCGGGGGCAUGAUGAGCCGAAUGGCCUCCUUCUGUGCUGUAUAAUUCUACAAAUCUAUGAAUUACUGCCAUUUGUGAGGACUGAACCCUGGGCACUGGUGUAACCAUUACCACCGGGAGAGUCAUUUCUUCAGUGGACGCAAUACUUGCUCUCCUUCGAAGGGCCGUUGCUUGAGACGGGUUUUGACAUCCCAAAUGUCAGGAUUUGUAUGGAGCAGGACAUAUUGGGUUGGUUGGUCAUUCUCUCGGGCGCAAACCUUCGACUGUCCAGCGGCUUGGGAUGUCUAGCCUCCCAACGUGAAAGGUGCUCUAUAAAUGCAAUUUGUCGUUCAGAUACCGAGCAGGAAAAAAAAAUGGGAAAAAAACAGUGGGAACAGCGAGAGGGCAGAGCGACACCUUAAGCAAGCUUCCUUACUCCGCACGUUCCUGUUUAUCCCGCGCGUCCCUGUUUAUCCAGCAGUCCUGUAUUGGGAGGGGUAAGCUAUCCAGAUAAAUUGCCCCUCUUUUCAAAUCUGUUUCAAGAACGACAUCCAAUACCGCAAAUGGGUCACAUUGAGACUCCCUCCCUCCCUCAAAAAGGUGAUGCCUUUGAGUUUCUUGCAUCACUCAGUCAUGUUUUGCCCACAAAAUAAACAGUCAAUCCACUUUACAGUAUAUCCUGUGAAG
Molecule: messenger RNA, 6774 nt
Organism: Callorhinchus milii (elephant shark)
Lineage: Eukaryota; Metazoa; Chordata; Chondrichthyes; Chimaeriformes; Callorhinchidae
Product: pleckstrin homology domain-containing family G member 3
Exons: 19
Coding region: 191-5194 (1667 amino acids)
Molecular function (GO): guanyl-nucleotide exchange factor activity
Source: RefSeq, a predicted model, not a curated record